AUGAAAGGCAAGUCCCCAGGACAAUUCAAGUUUACCCUGAAAGAUGACUAUGAGUUCAACUACUCGGUUGUUAUCGACAUUCUGUACCUGGAAGGAAAACCUGUUUUGCAGGUCAUCGAUGCAGCUACAUCAUUUGGUGUCGCUCGCGAGAUUCCUAAGAGACAUGGGCCGCCGGACUACAUUGUGCACGAUGCAGGAAAGAACUUCACAUCUACCGAGUUCAAGCAGCUUGCUUCGUCAAUGUCAAUCGAGGUCAAGGGGUUCCCCGUGGAGGCUCAUAGUAGCGUGGGGAAAGUAGAACGAUACCAUGCACCACUACGCCGUGCCUACGAAAUUCUUAAGGACGAGAACUUCGAUAGGGAGAUGAUUCUGCAGACGGCUGUGAAGGCUGUCAACGUCUCAGCCGGACCGAAUGGAAUCAUUCCAACGUUACUUGUCUUCGGGGCAUACCCGAGAAUGACCGAAAUGGAUCCACCAUCGCCUUUGGUAGUCAAGAGAGCUGAGGCUAUCCGUACUGCAACCAAAGAGGUCCGUCGCCUACAUGCGGAACGCCAGGUGGGUGGCGCUCUCGCUAUGCGCAACGGUCCUAGUAUCAUCACCACAUUGACCCUACCAUUACAGUCAGAUGUUCGAGUCUGGCGCGAGAAAGGUGGAUGGAAAGGCCCAUGCAAGCUUUUGGCGGUAGAUGGAGAGACUUGCACUGUGGAUAUGCCAUAUGGUCCUACGAAAUUCCGAUCAACUGUUGUCAAGCCCUACCAUAGGGAAGAGCUCCCAGAGGGAGAGAGGAGGACAACAGUUGAUCGGAAUUUUGUAGGACCAUAUGGCAUAUCCGCAGUGCAAGUCUCUCCAUCUACCGCCAAGAGAGGCUCAAAUUUGCUAUGCAUUGCUUGGUGGCCAGGUCCCAUAUUUAGACUGUGUCGUCAGCGGAUCCAGAUGCCACUCGGUUACCCUCAUGGGACCAGGCAACUGAUUUAA
Penicillium argentinense is the source of this 975-nucleotide messenger RNA. RefSeq lists its product as uncharacterized. The record is from RefSeq and is a predicted model, not a curated record. Gene Ontology annotation, biological process: DNA integration. The coding region runs from base 1 to 975 and encodes 324 amino acids. Gene Ontology annotation, molecular function: nucleic acid binding. The transcript has 2 exons. NCBI's taxonomy places the organism in Eukaryota, Fungi, Ascomycota, Eurotiomycetes, Eurotiales, Aspergillaceae.